AGGAUUGAUUGAUUUGAGAGAGGUCCUUCAUCUGUCCUUGAAACCUGGUAUAUAUACCUAGGGUUUCGACCGUUCCUUGUCGUAAAAGGAUUAUUGACUGGAGUUUCCUAGUCAAUCUCUAUUACUUGAUUCCAAUAGGACAUUGCUCUCCUCAUGGAUUCCGAAAUAGGCGGAGUUGUAAACCAAAACCAAGUAUGUUUAUUUUUGGGCCGCAGGUAUCGGCCCGCUGUGCUAGAUCCACUGAAGGAUAUUGCCAAAAUUACUUUUGGGCUCAAACAUUGCCCCCCAGGCCUCGAAAUCAGGCCCAUGAAAGUGUAACUGAUUGAAGGGGACUAAAACGACACGUUCGAUGCUCGAAACGAUGUCAUUAAUGAGGGUUGCGUCUUUUCACUCGCGAAACGCCUUUUUGUCGCAUCGUUUCCCUCACAAAAUCUCUUAUUUAAAUCCGCAGCCACUCCAGACCUGUCACAUCAGAAACUCUUUUAGUCUCCUAAACCCAGAAACCUUCUGUUGCACACAUCCUUCUCACAAAAACCCAGAAAUGGCUCCCCCGAAAAAGAUGGUUAUCGACCAAGAAGAAGAACUGAAUGAACAGGCUGCGCGCUCUUGGGGAACUGGGAUUGGCGCCAGCCUGAUUCUCCAGACUACCAUCCAAAGACCUCUGCUCCUCCGACUUUCGAACCAACACGCCGGACUGGGCCCAACGCCGCGAGAUGUGUUCCCGGCCGACGCUAUCGCUUUUUAUGGCCUACCUGUUCGCCGCCCCAUCCCAGUCCUCCGAAGGACUCCUGGGGAUUUUACCAGUUGGAGUGCCCCUAACCAUCGAUCAAAAAUAGGGCAUUGGCCAUCCUCCAUCAGUGCGGAAGAGCUUUCUUGGUACCGGGAAGCACGCGCUCGAGAUCUAGCCCGCUGGAACGUAGCAGGUAUCACCCAUACUAUUGAUCUUUGUUUUCGUCUUCCGCGCGGUGGCAAUCGUUCGCCACUCGCUGCCUUUCUGUGUUUCUGGAACACUGCUACCAACACCUUUGAUUUUCGAUUUGGCCAAAUGAGUGUCACUUUACUGGACAUUCUCACCAUCACCGGCCUACCCAUUGAUGGUGAACCCUAUCUGCACGGCCAAUUCGACUCUGAUACUUUCACCUCUACCAUGGCCCAACAUGGUCGCGGUGCCCAUAGCAGCUCCUAUCCGCGGUGGCUGGCCUAUUACCGCCAGGAGCACAAUGCGACUGGCGGGAUUGCCUUCUUAGAGUACUGGCUCUGUAAAUUUAUUUUCUGCACCUCCUCCUGUAAGCCCACUGGUGCCUGGACUUCCCUGGCGACGGCCCUCUACAACGGCCACCGUGUGGGACUAGGACAACCAGUAUUAGGUGCCCUCUACCGUACCUUGUAUCAAGCCACAAUGCAUCCCUUUGAGACUAGCAUUUCUGGCCCCUUUUGGAUCCUUGAUUUCUGGGUUCAAAUUUACUUUCCAUACUUUCGUCGCGACGACAUCCCAUUACUUCCGCCUACUGACCAACUCUUGGGUCGAUGGCUCAGUCGCGGCGAAAGGUACACAUCCCCUCCUUAUUUUGAGUGCUUCACAUACCUGUACUUACUGCACGAGAUGCCAUACUGCGACUUAGUGCUGAGUAGAAGAUUCCCAGCCCCGCUUGAACAUGGAUUCCUCCCUGGCGCCUCUCGCUACAGUGAUCGCGCGCGCUUGGCUUUUCGCCGCGCGAUCUCCUGUUCCGACAUCAGGAUUGCCGCUGACGAACUCAGUUAUGAGCUUUAUGCUCCCAACCACUUCGCCCGCCAACUCGGCCUUGUCCAAUUAGUGCCAUUCCCUCUAUAUGAUGCUUGGAACUACAACACUUCUUGGCGUAGAAUUGGAUCCCUUUCUGGCCCUCCGCCAGCACAAAGCACGCUCGCGCUGGUUGAUCUCCCUGACUGGGCCAAAGAGAUUGAAUCUGUGGACGCGACUGAGGAAGGAUAUGAUGCAUGGUGGGCCGAAGUCUCUGUUAACUGCUGGCGGCAACAGCACGAUGAAGUAUUCGCUGCCAUCUUCGGGGAACUGCGAUAUCCCUACGCGGCCGACGUUGAUCAACUUGCUCGCACCCCUGAAAACGCUGCACAAGCUCCUCCUCCUGCUGCUGAACCGGCUCCGCGACCCGCGCGAGCCCCACGUCAGGCCCAAGCUGGUAUUGUAAUCCGCGAACCCCUUCAAGAGGGGAGCGCGCCACUUUCUGGCAGUCGCGCAGCCAACGCUUCCCAAGCCGCUGGCCAGUCUGGGAAGCAAAAGGCGGUAAUGAUAGAGCCUGAGGACAAAGAAUCCUCCUCUGAUGAUGAUGACAUGCAAACGAUCGCUGCUCUCUCGGCUCGGAAGCGCGCUCGUUCUGAUCCUCGAACUGACCUGUGGGCAGAAGAUGAACCAAUCGCUGACCGACUGGUUCGCCACAGGUCCUCGAGACACGUUGAAGAAGGAUCUUCAACUGUUGGUGAAGGCACAUCUGCUUCCCAAGCUCUAGCGCCAACUGUUGUGACCCACUCUCCAACUCCUGCGGGCGCUGUGGAUAACGCCCAAUUGGCCUUGAUACCAGUGCAGAUCAUAGAUGACAGCUCGCCGGAGGCUGAAAAUAGCGUACUGCCACUGGACGCACCUCGCGAGGAAACAAACGACGCUCCUGUCCCCAGCGAAGCUAGCCCAGAGACAAUGCUCGCGAUCAUUGUGUAUGAGCCCCCAAUCGAAGAGGUUUCAAACGUCGUGGGAACUGGGGACGAUGCAAUCGGGGCAGUAGAAGCAGAAGCUGCUGAGCCUGUCCCUAACAUGGUUGAUCAGGAACUUCCUCCCCCUGCCCCCCAAGUCGCUGAAGCUGAAGAAUUGGAAGACCUUCCUGAACCAACGCCGGAGGUACCUGAAACAGUGCCAGAAGUACCUAUCGCUGAACCUCCUGAGGCCCCUGUCGCUGAGCCUCCUACUCCUUCUACUUUGGAAAGGUUAGCUCGCGUGCUUGAAGUGCCCCCCCUGGGGUCGUAGAUGAAGUCAGAGAAGGCCUUCGCCGCUUCCUGGGCCCCGACAUCUUGAUUCCUGGUGCGCCUGUGAGGGUCCUAGAAUACUUGAGGGUGCUCUUGCGCGAGGGAGCCAUCACUGAGGAACAAUUCCAGGAAAUCGAUCAACUGUUGCAGGCUCUUCCUCAAGGGCUCAACGAGCGGGCAGUCGCGAAUGCGCAGGCCAGGCAAA
Molecule: messenger RNA, 3217 nt
Organism: Rosa rugosa (rugosa rose)
Lineage: Eukaryota; Viridiplantae; Streptophyta; Magnoliopsida; Rosales; Rosaceae
Exons: 5
Coding region: 350-3013 (887 amino acids)
Biological process (GO): meristem maintenance; meristem development
Source: RefSeq, a predicted model, not a curated record